AUGGCCGGGAGCGGCUUGGAGUUGGUGGUGGGAGCUCCUUGUGACCUCGCCGAGUGGCCGGAGGACUCCCUGGAGCUGCAGUUCGUCGAAGGCUUCAUUGAGCAGAUGAAACUCUGGGUUUUGGAGAAAGCCGUCAGCCCCGACAUUGUGCGAGGGAUCCCCAUUUUUCGAGUGUUGCAGUGCAUGCCGUGCAAGUGGUUGGCCGGAGAGCGGAAGAUGUUCUAUGGCCUCAGCGAGGUGGCGGAUGAGCAUCUGGAUGAGUUCUGGUCUCAUAGCUGGUGCACCAUGUCCUGGCUCAAGUAUGUCAACAUUCUCUCCCUGAACAAUGGCUUUCCGGCGUUUGUGGCUGGCUCUCUUUGUGGCCUGGGAGCUUUCUCCUUAGGUUUGGCAGGCUUCUUGCCGAUACAUCACGCUGCUGGGCCAGCAAAUGCAAGCUGCACCAUAGCCAGCACCCUCGGCUACUACGUGACCCUUUUUCUAUGGCAGAGCAGGAGGCUGGCUUUCCUUGAUCUCGCCUGCAUCAGCCAGACGGACGAAGUGCUGAAAACUGCCGGCCUGGUUAGCAUGGGUGCAUUUCUGAGACGCUCACAGUCGCUUCUCAUCCUGUGGGAUGAGACAUGGAUCACGAGAUUUUGGUGUGUGUUCGAGAUGGCAGGUUUCAUACACAGCAAAGGGCAUGGCGCAGACAGGUCGCUGCGGGUUUGCCCGGUGUUCACUGGCCCCGCCUUUGUUGUGGGCCACAUGGGUCUCAGUGUGCUCCUGCUUACAUUGUUGUGCACGGGCCUGCCGAUGUAUCCGUGGGGUGGAAUCUUCAUAUGCGCUAUGGCGUUCCCGUGCCUGCUGCUUCUUGCCCGUGUCGUGAUUCAGCACGGCCGAAGCAUUGAUGUGGUUCAAUAUCAAGUCCGUCAUUUCACUGUCCAACAAUGCUCGUGUUCUUGCUGCGACCGUGGCCACGUGCAUGUCGACGGAAGCGCAAUCAUGUGCGACCGCGUCAUCAUCCUUCGGUGUAUUUCUGCUUGGUUCGGGUCUGUAGCAAAGUUCGAGUCUCACGUUCGGAGCCAGCUUUUGAAAGCUUUGGUCUACCAGCUAGCAAAUCAGGCGUUCUCAUACUGGCGCAUCGUGCAGGCGGCAAGCCCAGUUGCAUUUGCCAUAUUGGACAUGCUCGGACAUCUGAGCCGUCCCACAGUAGUGCUGGAGGUGACGCUUACAUCUGCAACUUAUCUCUUCUGCCUGGUUCCCAGUAUUGCUCUGAUUCUGCUUCGCCUGGCUUACAGAGUCCGCAACUUUGGACAUGGCAAGUGGGCGCAGUGGCUGCUUUCUGCUGCGCUCGUGGCCGUAGGGUUGCUUCUUUUCGGGGCCUACUUGUCGUGCGAGCUAGCUCUUCACCAACUUUCGUCCGAGAACUUCGGGAACUGGGUGCCUGCGAACUUUGCGCAGCUGAUUGUGAUGGGUGCCGUUACCCUGGGUCUGUGGCGUCGCCUACCUGCUAUUGAGAUGUCCCAAGCGAGCAGUCACCUGGACUGCCGCAUCGAGCGGUACCUUCAUAUGUCCACGCCUGCAUUGCCGAAAGACUCGUUGAUCGGGCAGCACGAGGUCGCGGACCGCUUCUACACGAAGCGCGGCUGGAAUGUUGGCAUGCUCGGAUAUGACUUCCAGAAGCCGGAGGUGACCACCGUGGUCCGAUGGCUCCUGCGCGUAGUGUUGGUGCUGUUUUUGGCUUGGUUGGUGCGGCAGAGAUCAGAGCAGGAGGAGGAAGAGGAGGAAGAGGAGAAUGAAGCAGAAGCAUCAGACGCGCGAGCGCGAUCCAAUGGCCUUAGGUCUCGAGGCAACGCCCGGUCUGUCUCCCGAUUGCAGCCUAGACGGGACCCGUAUGCUACGGCGACCCGACAGCGAAAGGGAGUUGCUGCCAGCGCUGAUGCAGCUGACUUCGACUCCAUCGUAGAAAAGGUCUCAAAGCCGAAGGAAAUGUGGCAGCCACGCAAAAGUGGCGAGCCCCUCCAGCUGAAACGGUGUUCGGAAGAGGCAGAUCCUGGCGUGACGGAUCGGCCUGUUGUUGCCGCCGCCAAAGCAGGGCGCGAUGCUCAACCUGGUCCUACACUCCAUGGACACGAGCGGCCAGUCACCUUCAUCACCUUUAACCGCGAGAGCAACCUUCUGUUCUCCUGCGGCAAGGACAAGCUGGUCUGUGUAUGGAGCUUUCCAGAUGGAGAGCUUCUGGGCAGCUACAAAGGCCACAACGGAGCCGUGUGGUCCUGCAGCACCACCUUCGACUCGAGGUGGCUGGUGACUUGCGGUGCGGACCGGCUCGUCAUUGUGUGGGAGGCUCACACCUCGAGGGAACUUGCCCAAGUUGAGCUUCCCGGUGUCGUGCGAUGUGUAGAAUGGGCUGGAGCAGCUCCUGGUGUCAAUGCCUCGGACGUCAGCGAGCGCUUCGUGACAGCACACAACCGCUUUGGAGCACACCCCCCUGCGUUGACAGUUUGGCGCUUCGAUGGCAAAUCCAUCCAGGAGUUGCGGGUCAUCUCCAAGCUGCCCUCCGCAGCGCUCCAGGUGAGAUGGGGCAGAGCCAACUACUUCAUCGCAAGUGCACACGACAGCGGUGAACUAAUCUUUUGGCGAGCAGACACUGGUGCUGAAGUGAAGCGGCUGAAGGCACAUGAUGCGGGCAUCUCCAAGUUUGACUUCAAUGAUGACCGCGAGCUUGUGGCUACCGUCUCGCACGACAUGAGCGUCUGCAUAUGGGACAUCGGCAAAGGAAGCGACUGGAAGAUGUUGUACAAGGCGCAGACGGACCGGCCACUGAACGCCGUGGCGCUGGGCCCGCUGCCGCAGAAGGCCGCGCUGGGCGCUCCAGCCGAGCGGCCAGGGCGCGUUUGCGUGGUGGCUGCCGGCGGCCAGGAUGUGCGGGACGUUGCUCGGAGCAGCAGCGCCACCGAGCAGUUCGGGACGCUGCUCUUCCGUCUGGGCAUGGCCGAGAAAGUGCCCUGUGACCUGAAGGCGGACGGAGUCACCAACAAAGGUCACUUUGGUCCGGUCCACACCCUGGCCUUUGCGGGCGACGGGUCUGCAAUUGCCUCGGGCUCCGAGGACCUGCCGGGGCUGUCCUCCCCGGAUCCCCUGUAG
Molecule: messenger RNA, 3123 nt
Organism: Symbiodinium natans
Lineage: Eukaryota; Dinophyceae; Suessiales; Symbiodiniaceae
Source: the annotation of a GenBank genome assembly